GGCGCCCAGGAGACAGUAAACAGAAAACCAGUGGUCACUGACAGACAACUGAAAAACACGUUUUACACUGACAUUUAUCAUCAGAAUGGGCGGGAUUUGACAAAUUUACACCUCGUGAUAUUCUUAUUAUUAGCCAGACAAUUAAUACAUUUCUCUUGGCAAAAUGGGCUGCGAAGGCAGUAAAAACGCAGACACAAAAGUGAACCACGAAAAACCACUUCAAAAUGAAACAAGGAAACAGAGCAGCCCGACCCAGCCUUUGAAAAAUGUUGAAAAUGGAACAAUUGGCAAACCAAUUGACAUCUGCGAAGAGGAGAAAGAGAAGGAUAAAACUGGCGAAGAAUCGUCGUUUCCCGAACCAGUUGAAAUUCCUGACAUCCAUGCCACACAUUUGUUAGGUGUCACUGAGGAUAGUAAAAUUGAAGAAAUGUUAGCAAGAUUUGGAGAGAAUGAACUGUUUGUGGAUGAGGAGUUCAAGGCAGAUCAGAAGGCAUUAUUUUACAGUGGCAGAGUUGAAGAGGAUGUAGUUUGGCUCAGACCAAAGGACAUAGUUAAAGAAGGUCAGAUACCACAUCUGACAGUUGAUGGUGUGACUCGUGAUGACAUAAAACAGGGGAUCCUUGGAGAUUGUUGGUUCCUUUCUUCUUGUGCUGCUGUCUCUGUGCAGGAGAGAUUCAUGAACAAGAUAAUUGGAAAGAACCAGGUGUUGUGUGGAAAUGGUUAUAAGGGAAUAGUUCAUUUUUGUAUGUGGAGAUUUGGGGAAUGGGUGGAUGUGUAUAUAGAUGAUCUCCUGCCAACAAAGGAUGGGAAGUUAUUUUAUGCCAAGUCUGAGGAUCCUACAGAGUUCUGGCCACCACUCAUUGAAAAAGCAUAUGCUAAACUACAUGGAUCUUAUGAAGCCAUAGAAGGUGGGCAGACCAUGGAUGCACUUGUUGAUCUCACUGGUGGGCUGGCAGAGAGGUGUGAAUUGAAGGAAGUGGAUGUCAAUAAGUUUAAACAUUUCCACAGGGCUCAUCAGGCAGGAGCAUUCAUUGCUUGUUCCAGAAAGGGAGAUUGGACCAUGUCAAUUGAAGCAGAUCCAAAUGGUUUAGUUAGUGGUCAUGCCUACUCUAUCACUGAUUUAGCAACUGUGACAGUAAAACGUCCUGGUGCUGUGGAAAUUAUUGAGAGGCUUCUUAGAAUCAGGAAUCCAUGGGGAAAUGAGACUGAGUGGAGAGGAGCUUGGAGUGAUGACGAUGAAAACUGGCAGUGGCUUGAUGAAAAAACUAGAGAAAAGCUUCACCAUAUAUCAAAAGGGGAUGGAGAGUUUUGGAUGCGCUAUGAAGAUUUCUGCUCAGAAUUUUCAGAAGUUACAAUUUGUACCCUUGGUCCAGAUUUUGAUGGAGAUGGGGUCACAGAUCAAGCAGGUCACAUUGAGAAAGUGAAGGGAGAGUGGAAAAAAGAUAUUUCAGCAGGAGGAUGUAGAAAUGAUUUAGCCAGCUUUGCCACAAACCCACAAUACCUUUUAACAUUAACCGAGCCAGAUGAUUUUGAUAGUAGUAUAGAUGAUCUAGAUGAUGAAGGAAAGUGUAGUGUUGUGAUUGCUCUGAUGCAAGAGCAUCGCAGAUCUCAGCGACAUUUGGGAGUCAAAAUGUUACAGAUUGGAUUUGUGAUCUAUAAGACAGAAGAUCCAGAAAACAGAUUGCCAGAAAAACACUUCCGUUACAACUAUGAUACAGGCAAAUCUGGUGUUUACAUCAAUUAUCGUGAAGUCAGUGGACGUUUUCAGUUAGAACCAGGUCACUAUAUUGUAAUUCCGUCCACUUUCAAUAAAAAUGAUACAGGGAGUUUCCUUAUGAGGUUCUUUGCACAGAAAAAGUUCACAGUGAAGAAAAUGUAAAACAAAUUUUUGCUUUAU
This is a messenger RNA of Lingula anatina, 1897 nucleotides long. RefSeq names its product calpain-A. The record is from RefSeq and is a predicted model, not a curated record. NCBI's taxonomy places the organism in Eukaryota, Metazoa, Brachiopoda, Lingulata, Lingulida, Lingulidae. Gene Ontology annotation, biological process: proteolysis. Gene Ontology annotation, cellular component: cytoplasm. Gene Ontology annotation, molecular function: calcium-dependent cysteine-type endopeptidase activity.